Molecule: messenger RNA, 288 nt
Organism: Staurois parvus
Lineage: Eukaryota; Metazoa; Chordata; Amphibia; Anura; Ranidae
Source: the annotation of a GenBank genome assembly
ACAGGUUCCAGAAGGCGCCGGGCCAUUCACAAAGCGCAGCGCUUCUCGCGCAUGCGCAGUCAGCAGUCUCUGGUCAUUCCCUGCACUGUCUGCAGUCUCUGCUCAUUCCCUGCACUGUCUGCAGUCUCUGCUCAUCCCCUGCACUGUCUGCAGUCUCUGGUCAUCUCCUGUACUGUCUGCAGUCUCUGGUCAUUCCCUGCACUGUCUGCAGUCUCUGGUCAUUCCCCUGCACUGUCUGCAGUCUCUGGUCAUCCCCUGCACUGUCUGCAGUCUCUGGUCAUUCCCUGC